UGAGUGGAAAUAAUUAGUGUAAAAAUAACCUCUUUUUCUCUCCUUGCGUCCGGUAUUGAAGUGUGGUUCCAUUGGCGGUGGUUUGCGAUGGCAAUACGCUCAAAUUCACGGAGAGUUUUCAAUUCCGUUUACCGAUACAUUUCAUCUUCAUCUCGUUCUUCUUCCACUCACUGUAAACCCUUUCCACCUCCUCCUGUUGUUUCUUCUCGAAGAGUAGUUGUCACUGGUUUGGGUAUGGUGACACCUCUUGGUUGUGGAGUGGAUAAAACAUGGAACCAAUUGAUUGAUGGAAAAUGUGGGAUAAGAGCAUUACGUUUGGAGGAUCUCAAGAUGAAUAGUUUUGAUUCAGAAACUCAGUUGACUACAUUUGAUCAAUUGACUUCCAAAGUUGCCGCUGUUGUUCCCACAGGAACCAACAAGGGCGAAUUCAAUGAGGAACUUUGGCUUAAUUCUAAGGAACAUCGAUCAAUGACAAGGUUUGUAGCAUAUGCGCUAUGUGCUGCUGAGGAAGCUCUUAGAGAUUCUAAUUGGUUUCCCACUGAGCAGGAACACAAGGAAAGAACGGGGGUGUCUAUUGGUGGGGGAAUUGGAAGCGUUAGUGAUAUGUUAGACUCUGCACAACUGAUAUGCGAGAAGCGUCUUCGUCGACUUAGUCCAUUUUUUGUCCCACGGAUAUUGAUCAACAUGGCAUCAGGUCAUGUUAGCAUGAAAUAUGGGUUCCAGGGGCCAAAUCAUGCUGCAGUCACUGCUUGUGCUACUGGAUCACAUUCUAUUGGUGAUGCAAUGAGAAUGAUUCAAUUUGGGGAUGCAGAUGUUAUGGUGACUGGAGGGACUGAGUCGAGCAUUGAUGCAUUGUCAAUUGCAGGAUUCUGCAGGUCCCGAGCCUUGACUACAAAGUAUAACUCAAUGCCACAGGAAGCAUCACGGCCAUUUGACAGUGGCCGAGACGGGUUUGUGAUAGGAGAAGGUUCUGGAGUCUUGGUCUUGGAGGAACUUGAGCAUGCUAAAAAUCGAGGAGCCAAAAUCUAUGCAGAGAUUCGUGGCUAUGGGAUGUCAGGGGAUGCAUAUCACAUUACUCAACCUCCUAGUGAUGGGAGAGGUGCCAUUCUGGCCAUGACUCGUGCUUUAAGACAGUCAGGUCUUCAUCCUUCUGAUGUAGAUUACAUAAAUGCACAUGCUACAUCGACACAUUUGGGUGAUGCAAUAGAAGCUAAUGCUAUCAAAACCGUAUUCUCUGACCAUGCUAGCUCUUCUGCUUUAGCCUUCUCCUCCACCAAGGGGGCUAUUGGUCAUCUCCUAGGAGCUGCUGGAGCGGUUGAAGCAAUUUUUUCUGUUUUAGCAAUACGGCAUGGAAUUGCUCCAUUAACUCUUAAUUUAACAAAGCCAGAUUCUGUAUUUGGUGAUGGUUUCAUGCCGUUGACUGCUUCAAAGGAGAUGCCGAUUAGAGUAGCUAUGUCAAACUCUUUUGGUUUUGGAGGAACAAAUGCUUCCCUACUUUUUGCCUACUCUGGAUCCGAAUAAUAAAACAGAUGCAUCUAAUUUAUUCUACUGGCGUUGUUCUAAAAGAGCUGACGCAUCAUGCUGAGGAGAGUUUAAUGUCCUAAAGGCCUGUUGUUUUUGCUCAUCAGUUCUUCAAUGUGAUUAGCUUUUAGUCAUUCAAAACCCUAAUUGCACUGUGGUGCGAUCUAUCCAUGAUGUAUAAUUCUAAAUAGAUCAGGAUGCUUGGGUUGAACUUUGAACUACACAAAUUUUGUUUCGUAAUUUUACGAAGGUUGAUAUGGAAUAAAUGUUUUGAUGUAAAAAACCAUUAUUGUUUGAUGAUGUAUACAAUAUUUUUUUAGUAAAAUACUAAGUGACUGUUUGGUCUA
Messenger RNA from Lathyrus oleraceus (garden pea), 1868 nucleotides. RefSeq names its product 3-oxoacyl-[acyl-carrier-protein] synthase, mitochondrial. The coding region runs from base 88 to 1521 and encodes 477 amino acids. Lineage: Eukaryota; Viridiplantae; Streptophyta; Magnoliopsida; Fabales; Fabaceae. The record is from RefSeq and is a predicted model, not a curated record. Gene Ontology annotation, molecular function: 3-oxoacyl-[acyl-carrier-protein] synthase activity. Gene Ontology annotation, biological process: fatty acid biosynthetic process. Gene Ontology annotation, cellular component: mitochondrion. The transcript is spliced from 14 exons.